CCUAAAUAGGACCCUUACACCAUCUCUACAUUUCAGGGAGUAUUAUUACAACCCUACUGCUCUAAUGAUUCAUCUGUGUAGUGCAGCAGGAGAAAGCACUCUUCAAACUGCCAGGAAGAAAUGCUGGGAUGCACAAUGUCUGAGGAUACUGGAAAGAGCUCUUUCAGGGAGGGUUUCUUUUGCUAAUUGACUCCAUUUGAUUCAUUUUUUAAAAUUUAUUUUCUUAAGGUGAAGAUAAAUGCUCUGCAUUGUAGAUGCUUCUGCAUCUUUGGAUUUUCCUCAGGGAAGGCUGUAAUUGCCAUGUGACUGUUGGGGUAUUGGAGAAUUUGCUUGUCAGGCUGCCAGCAGGAAGCUGUUAAGAACCUCUUUCAAUUCUCUUAUUUUUGGCUGUUGUUGGCCUAGUACACGUUCUGUCCUCUUGAAUAUGUUUGGGUAGACAGGAGAAAUUCCCCAGAGCAUUGCCUUUGAGAAGCUGGGGGCACAUGAUCAGUCAUGCCAAAUCAUCUCUCCAGGGGGUUAUCAUGUGUUAAUUCUGUGUAGUUCUAUUAACAGACCAGGUGCUGCAACGCCAUUUACUUCAAGAGUGAGAGUGCUCCCUGAUAGUGCCAAACCUGAGCAGUCAUAUGGCAUCUCUCAGAGCACUGCAACAGGAGAAGUCCCAGCUAGUGCCUCUGGCCGAAAGUGGAGUACAUCUGAUUUACAGAGAGGUGGGAGUCUAUUUCAAGACAAUUUCAAUGUUUUCAGUGUCUGAAAAUUCUGUUGUUAAUUUGAUCUGGUUUUUUCAUCUUGGCAGAACUCCCAAAUUCUAACCCUGGGUUUGUCUUGGCCCUGAAGCAUGGUAAGGCAAGCCAUUCACAUUUUCUUGUACGGUGAUAUCCAGCUGCAGGAUUUUAGCUCCCUGAUAUUUCUAUGGAAUUGACAACUCUUCAAUCAGUAUCCAUAGCCUUUUAACUGUUUGAGCACAUUCUUCACCUUUCUUGCUCCUAUUCUUUUACUCCAAGUGUGAAGGAAGUGUGACUGAGCACCAGACCCUGCAUCGGCACAGUUGUGCAGAGAGGAUGCUUAGCAGAUCUUGGUUCACACACACAAUCAAGGAUCAUCAAGCACCUCUGCUGCAAAGGAGUUACCUGUGGAUUCUCUGUCUCCUUUGAACAGAUAUCACUAGAAGGACAUCACUGCUGUCUUAGGCCUCUCAUACUCCUGCAUGCUAUCUACCAAAAGGGAAACAAAUCUCUUCCAAUCUCAUAAAUUAUGGAAAGAUCAGAGUGACUUCUUGUGAAAAUGAGCAUUCUCUUGUACACAGAUGAAGACAAGGACACAUAGUCAGUGCAAUGAGCGGUAUGGAGUGAGAGCCACCUGUGGGCCCCUCUCCUCCAGCUGGCUGUGUCCUGCAGCCACGGGAGAUGUGUCACAGCAGAGCCUGACCGCCAGGCAGCAUCAGCACAGCGCCGUCACUGAUCCCUCAUCCCGGCAGCAUCAGCACUCUGGGAGCAAGCAACCCUUGCAGGAAGAGCCGCACACUGAUGCAGUUACACGUCUGGGCUUUGAGAGCACCAAUGUUUUCAGGGCAGAUAUACAGCCUCGGUGGGUGGGGAGUGAUCCUAACUGGAACUUUUACGUAACUUCCAUAUCAUCAUCAUCAUCAUUAAUGCUAAUACUACUACUACUAAUACAUUACAAAAUAUAGUGUGACUCUGGACUGAUGGAGGAUGUUUUUGAGCUUGCACACAGUUUUACAUGGACAUGAAUUAAUUAAUUUUGUUGGGGGCAGGGUGGGGUGGUGAUGUUUGGAUUUUCUUCUUUCUUCCAGUUUAUAAAUAAACUUUUUACAACAAUUUUUUAAUAAGAAAUAUUUUUUAAGAAGUAGCCUGCAAAACUCUCAGCUGAAAGCAGGAACUUCUGUAUUUCAUAAUGGCUCAUUGGCAAAUAGAUGACACAUUUUUCACCUAGUAGAAAAGUAAAAAUAAUAAUUAAAAUUAAAGUGUGAAAAAGUUUACUCAACACAGUAUUCAACUUCUCCUUGAUUUAGGGGGGGGAAAAUCCAACCUCUCUGCUCAGUUAUCGUCACUGUGAUUCAUCAGCUGCUGUCUCCUGGGCAGGUCUGACUGCUGAUUGGGCACAGAACUUCUCAAGGUGUGUCUUUUGUCAAGAAGCUUUUGCAUUUUAAGAGCACACAGUAGACCAUGAUAGCCUCCUGCUAUGAGUCAUAGGCAUUGGAAAGGAAUAGAUAAUGAAGUAUCUACCCAUUUCUAACUGGCUGGCCCAGCUUGGUCUUGCAGAAUAUUGCACACUCUUUGAACAAUAUGAUGGUAUAGAGGACUUAUUCCAUCUUACAGAAGUUGAUCUUAGAAAACUGGGGAUUGAAAAUCAAGGCCACCGAACACACCUCAUUUCCAAUAUCCUGCUGCUUCAGGAGGUAAAACAAAAGAGAGAACCAAAAAUGAUAGCUGCGGGAAAAUUUUCAAGUCUUCCCAGAAAUGGCCCAGUGAACCACCAGUUCUCAUUAGCUUCUUCCAUGGAUCUUUUGAGCACAAAACCUUCACCAAUUGAGCAUCGCUCAAACUCCUUCCAAGGCAUCUCUAUCCAUGGCACUCUGCCCAGGAAGAAGAAGGGAGCAGUUCCCUCUAGGUCUUGCGAUAUGUUCAGCCACAUGGGAACCUUGCCUUACACCAGAGCAUGGCAGCAGCCACCUUUUGUACAGGACAUCAUAGAAGAGUACCCUCCAGAAAAUGGAAAGAGCAGCGAACUCCAUGCCAGAGAUCAGAAUAUUCUGGAUCCUAUGCUGGAAUAUGUUAAGUUUUCUAGGGAGAGGCAAGUUAUGGACAACAGCCCGGAAAAGCUGAAGAAGGAGUUAGAGGAAGAGCUGCAGCUGAGUAGUGAAGACUUGCGUAGCCAUGCCUGGUACCACGGACGUAUUCCCCGGCAGGUGGCAGAAGGCCUAGUUCAGAGAGAUGGAGAUUUUCUGAUUAGGGAUUCUCUCUCCAGUCCUGGGAACUUUGUUCUUACCUGUCAGUGGAAAAAUACCCCCCAGCAUUUUAAAAUCAACAAAACAGUUCUAAGACUCAAUGAAGCCUACUGUCGUGUUCAGUAUCAGUUUGAACUGGAAAGUUUUGACACUGUCCCUGGCUUAGUCAGAUACUACGUUGGGAACCGCACACCAAUAUCAAAGCAGAGUGGAGCCAUUAUUUUUCAGCCUAUCAACAGGACUGUGCCUCUCAGGUGUCUAGAAGAAAAAUAUGGUGUAACUCCAGUCCAACAAAAAGAGCCAAGCACCCCUGGAGGAAAAAUGGAAAGUUCAAAAAGGCUGAGUCUUGGAAUAUCCAGCAUGCAGUCCCCAGAGCAGAGCAUAACCAGAGGAAAUCUUCUGAGAAACAAAGAAAAAAGUGGUAGCCAGCCAGCUAGUUUGGAUCAUGUGCUGGAGAAAAGAUUCCCUUUAAAGGCUCACCAGUCAGAGAGCUAUCUGCUAAUAGGUUCAAGACAUCCAUCUCGAUUACCUGAAGCAGAUGCAAACUCCUGUCCAAGUUCACCUGCAUUUAGAACAGGCAGUGAACCAUCUCUAAGCCCCACAAUUGUUCAGAAAGUCACCUCAGAGUCACAGCUAGGGGAAGCUCUUAGAGGAUCAGACAGUCAGCUCUGUCCAAAGCCUCCACCUAAACCCAGCAAAGCCCCCCUGAUGAAGCCCCCAGAUUCUCCUUUGGCUUCCCACAGCUCUGAAGGACACUACUGUGAACUAAACCCUGACAGACAUCCUACAGCAGCAAAACAACCCUUGUGUCAGAAAAACAGCUAUGUGGAACAUCUGACACGAAAGGAGAGGGCAGCAUUCAGGAACUCUGAAACAAGCUAUUUGAUCCUUGAUGAUGAUCCUGCAAUGAACCCUGCAGAUCCUUUAGAAGCUUCAGUUCAGGUGGCUGAAGAAGACAGCAUCUUUUCUGCACCUGUUUAUGAGACAGUGUCUAGUUUUAAACCGAAUGAUUUUGAAUCCAAACUACUUCCUCCUGAAAACAAGCCAUUGGAAACAUCCAUGUUAAGAAGAGUUAAGGAGCUCUUCACCAACAAUAACCCAAAGAUUAUUGCACAGCAUAUUCUUAGAAUGGACUGCAAGGUGGCAAGGAUAGUAGAAGUUUCUGAAGAGAUGAGGAGGAAUAUGGGAGGGAACUCUGGUCUUGAACUGAUCACCUUGCCUUACGGACAUCAGCUGCGCCUUGACCUGAUUGAGAGGCACAAUACCAUGGCAAUAGGAAUAGCUGUUGACAUCUUGGGUUGCACAGGAAAUGUAGAAGAUCGAGCAGCAACACUAAACAGGAUCAUCCAAGUUGCUGUGGAGCUGAAGGAGUCACUAGGGGAUUUAUAUGGAUUUUCUGCCAUUAUGAAAGCACUGGAAAUGCCACAGGUCAGUAGAUUAGAACAAACCUGGACGGCUCUAAGACACUGUUAUACCCAGACUGCCAUUAUGUAUGAAAAACAGCUGAAACCAUCUUGCAAAGCUUUGCAUGAAGGACAAGAUGAGUGGACUAAAACUAUCAGUGCUCCACAGAACAACAUAACAGUGCCACUGCUGAUGCCUCUUGUUACCUUGAUGGAGCGCCAAGCUGUUGUUUUUGAAGGCAUGGAGCUGUGGGAAAGCAGUGACCAAAGUGGUGAAAUAAUGCUCAGGCACUUGGGCACAGCUCGCCUGAUCGCCCAGCACGCCGAGACCUUCCGCCUGACGGCAGAGCAGCUGCUGCAAGGUUUCCAGCCAGAUGAAGAGCUGAGUGAAAUCUUCAAGACAGAAUUUCAAAUGAGACUGCUCUGGGGCAGCAAAGGAGCACAAGUUAAUCAAAGUGAAAGAUAUGAGAAAUUUAGCCGGAUCUUAACUGCACUUUCCCGAAAACUGGAACCUCCUCCCGUGAAGCUGGUGGAACAAUUAAGUAUAUAAGACUCUGGAAACGCUAUUUAAGUGAUAUACUUGAAAUAACCUUAGCAUUCUUAUGGCAAUUUGAUACUGCACAAACUUCUUGCAUUUCACAAGAUGUUUAGAACUUUUAUCUGCACAAUGCACACUUGUUUUAAAACUACUGAUUUCUAAACAAAUUAUUUAUUUACUGUGUCACCAAGUCAUUUACUGAUCCCUCUAAGCGGUUAGGUUAUCCCUUUAUUUCCCCAAAGUUGCAAUGUUUUAAUGAUGCCAAGGAGUAAGGGCAUUGGCAUCUUAAUAUUAAGAUGAAGCAAAUAGUGUAAAUAAAAUGAUAGAUUAAUUAUCUGACAUGGCAGAAAAUUUGUUGUAUAAUAUUCCUUUAGUGAAUAUAAAAACCAUUGUAGAUAGAAUUGUGAAGUGUCUCUUUAUGGAAAAUAAUUUGCAUAUUUACAAAUUACAGAAACACUACAAGUUGCAGAAAUGAUCUUUUAUCUGUAACCAGAAGGCUCAGACUUCACUGUGCCUAUGAAAGCAGUCUGUGUAUGUGCUGGGACAACUUCCCCGGUUUUUAAGACAGCCUCUGUAGUACUUCAGCUUUCGCUGGGGCCUGCACAACAGCUAUGCUGCCAGGAAGGAAUGAUGAAAUGGCAAGAACAAACAAUCCAGCUAAUUAAAAUGCUUUCAGACAUGA
Molecule: messenger RNA, 5588 nt
Organism: Motacilla alba alba
Lineage: Eukaryota; Metazoa; Chordata; Aves; Passeriformes; Motacillidae
Gene: BCAR3
Product: BCAR3 adaptor protein, NSP family member
Exons: 15
Coding region: 2231-4918 (895 amino acids)
Biological process (GO): small GTPase-mediated signal transduction; positive regulation of peptidyl-serine phosphorylation
Molecular function (GO): guanyl-nucleotide exchange factor activity; phosphotyrosine residue binding
Source: RefSeq, a predicted model, not a curated record